GACGAACAGAGCAGCAGAUCCUCGAUAUGAGAUUAAUGGCCUUGUCCUUUACAUAUGGAUUAUUCCAUUCCACCCGAAGAAUUCAUCAACAAUGUCGUUAACACCAUCAGACUCCAACAGAGCCUCAUUGCAGGAGGACCUCGGGCGGGUCUUGGAACAGCUCAGCAAACUCGAGAUCGGAUCUCUCCCAGCAGAGAUUAACACCACUGUCGACUGUGUGAGGGCUUCCGUGCAUGGCUCUUCCAGAGACGAAACUGGGAAAGUUCUAGCCCUGACUGUCCUCGCUGCCGCCCUUCAAAAGCGGUACCAAAUCUCUAUAUCGAAGGAUCCUAGUGAUCUAGACGAAGCUGUCGACGUGACGCGAGCUGCGGUGGAGAUUACUAUACGAGAACCCCAAGAAUUUGCUAUCGACGACUCACAAGUCUACUUUAUAAAUCUGGAACGCGCCCUCUGCUUUAAAUACGAAGAAACAAAAGGAGAAGCCCAAAUUGAAGAAUCCGUCGCCAUCGUGGUUCCACUUCUCGACCUUGUCCAGCAGGGCAGCCAGUUUCAUGCAUUCACGUUGAAGAUCCUCUCUUCUUUGUACAGUGCCGGGUACAAUCGGACAAAGACUCCAGAAUAUCUCGACGAAGCAAUCAAUGCGACAAACUCUGCGAUCGCCAUCACUCCAGAAUACCACCCCUUUGGAACGGUCAUGAGGCAGGUUCUCGCCCAGUUGCAUGACCAACGUUUUGAGAGGACAAAUCUCCUUUCCGAGCUGGACAGUUUUAUCAGUACCCUUCAAGAGUUACCUGAAGCACAAAAGGAUACUCUAGAACAGUUUGAGGUCAUCCACGAGCUCGCCUGUGCAUUUGAACGUCGUCAUAAGCUCACUGGCAACAUAAAAGAUUUAGAAAAGGCGGUUAAGUACGGGGCCGCUGCUGUCAAAAUCGCUCCGAAGAGUCCAUUAAAAGGCCAUCCGAUUUCUGCAAGAGAUGUAGGCGUUUAUAAUCUACGAAUCCACACGAAAGAUUACUUCAGAAAAACAGGAGAUGUCCCUGAACUUGACGAACACAUUCUCAAGGGAGCCGGCAUUGUUGAGAUGCUGGUCAAUAUGGACAGUGAGAAUAAGACACAACAGCGAUACAAGAUCGCCAACGCGUUUCAAAAGCUCUAUGAAAGGACAAACAGGGUUUCUGACAUCGAACAUGCCCUUCGCUUCACGAUGGAUACGAUGCAGUUGAUCGAUGACUCGCAGGAUGAGUGGGGAGCAAUUCAGGAUACUUUCAAAGCUCAGUUCCGACUCUGGUCAGAACAUACUGGCAAGAUGCCCGAUUGCGAGGUCACAAUCAUGGCCUUUGAACGUAAUGGAGGCACUUACAUCCCACCGGAAUCGACGGAGGACUUGGAUCUGAGGGUACCAUACAUGAUAUUCAGCGGGGAGCUACCUGUGGAGUAGGAAAGCAACUUCCACAACCCUGUCUGUUUAGGACACAAAGCCGCAUAGUGGACUUAUGCACCCUUUUGCUAUACUUCUGCAGGUACAUAACGCGCACGUGCAGUUACUACGCUUGUUAGUCGAGACGAAUUAAUAGUUGGUCCGAUUACCGAGGCUGACAGAUCUCUAAUUCUAUCAUCCAUGGUGUCUAUAGAUAUCAAUGUCACCCUCCGUGUAAUCUAAAUUUUCUCUUCAUAUAUAGCCUCGUUAGAGUUGCAUUCGGGUCGGGUAGGGUAGAGAAAUGGGCACCUUUCCCAAAGAUUGACAGUGCUAACCAUUUAUGGACGCACUAAACUAACUACAGUUAGAACUGGGAUGGGAAUGGGAAUUCCCGUUUCCAUUAUUCCCAAUCCGAUUGGCUUAUUGUAGCCUUGUAUUUUCGAUGCAAAUUUACCACGCAUUAUAUCU
Messenger RNA from Aspergillus ruber CBS 135680, 1885 nucleotides. RefSeq lists its product as uncharacterized. Bases 92 to 1438 code for a protein of 448 amino acids. The transcript has a single exon. Lineage: Eukaryota; Fungi; Ascomycota; Eurotiomycetes; Eurotiales; Aspergillaceae. The record is from RefSeq and is a predicted model, not a curated record.